Messenger RNA from Phragmites australis (common reed), 1085 nucleotides. RefSeq names its product protein RKD1-like. The record is from RefSeq and is a predicted model, not a curated record. NCBI's taxonomy places the organism in Eukaryota, Viridiplantae, Streptophyta, Magnoliopsida, Poales, Poaceae. Gene Ontology annotation, molecular function: DNA-binding transcription factor activity. The transcript has 5 exons. Bases 1 to 795 code for a protein of 264 amino acids.
AUGGACCAAGAAGAGAGCAAGAGGACGAUGCAAGAGAGAAUGAUGUGCAGUGCAUCAUAUCACAAGCGGACAGCCGAGCUAGUAUUCUUCAUCAUGGAAGAUUUCAGCUUCUAUGAGGAGGGGAACUACUUCCAGGAAUUCAAGUUUUACAAAGAGGAGAGCUUCCAGGAUUUCAGUACCGAUUACAUGUUUGAAGGGAAAGCAUUCUUCUCAAGUCAGUAUUUUUAUAUCAACCCUAUUAGUUCAGAGGGUAGCUUAUCUCAAGAUGAGCUGGACACCCUAUCUGAGAUUGAUUUCGAGAGUUUUUGGGCUCAGAUGGAAGAAGCUGAUCGCAAGAGCAAAGAAGGUGACUGUGAGAAGCUGGAGUCUGACAGUGUGGAGAAGGGCGCAAAGAUGCAGGGCCGUCAGGGCGGUGGGUCGUCAGAGAAGGCAGCAUUGACGUUCGAGCAGGUGUCGCGACACUUCAGCAUGCCGAUCAAGCAGGCGGCGCGGGAGCUUAACGUGGGGCUCACGGCCCUGAAGAAGCGGUGCAGGGAGCUCGACAUCCCGCGGUGGCCGCACCGCAAGGUGAAGAGCCUGCAGACGCUCAUCAUCAAUGUCCAGGAGCUUGGGAAGAAGAGUGGGCAAGAGGAAGGUGCUCUGACCAGGAGCGUGGUCGAGAUGCUGCAGCAGACGAAGAAGCUGAUCGAGGAGAGACCUGAGGUGGUGCUGGAUAAGAAGACGAAGGAGCUCAGGCAGGCGUGCUUCAAGGAGAGAUUCAAGAGGAGGCGGCUCAUGGGUCAUGGCGCAUGGUGAUGGAUGACUCUGCUCCCUGAUGCUGAUCUCUGAACGUUAUGCAGGUGCAGAUUCGAUCACAAGAAUUUUGUCUGAUCUCAAUGUGCUAGCCGUCCCAUAGUGUAAUUAGCAGUAGUGUUUGUUAGCCAUAGUGUCUUAACCUUAAGGUGAGGCUUGUCAUUUAGCAGUAAGUUAACCAGGGCAGCAGGGCAAGAACCAUUUUGCUGUAUCUAUCUGUUCUUGCCAUCCUCCCAUUUUGAAGUUCAGAACUGUUCAGUCAUGAAUUUUGUUUGUGAACUGAAUUUCUGCUA